This is a messenger RNA of Lactuca virosa, 2094 nucleotides long. Lineage: Eukaryota; Viridiplantae; Streptophyta; Magnoliopsida; Asterales; Asteraceae. The record is from the annotation of a GenBank genome assembly.
AUGGAUCCGAGAUUUGGUAGAAUUUAUACUUCCUCAGAUGAAAACGGGAAUGGAAAUGGAAGAAGUAUACCUGUUUUUCCGGGCAAUAAGAAUUUAAAUAAUGGUCCUAUGUUUGAGAAUAGCUUCUCAAGUUAUGUUCCAGUCAAUGAAGGUAGUAGGUAUCGAGAUUCCAUUUACAGUCAAAACUUCAGAGGAUUGCAUGUUCCCCCUUUAAACAAUCUUCCUGUGCCUAGUAUGACUCCAAGUCCUGAAGAUGAGCUUCAUGAAGAUUGCGAUUUAUCAGAUGCAAUUUUGGGAUACAUUAGUCAGGUACUCAUGGAAGAAGACAUGGAAGAUAGGUCUUGCAUGCUUCAAGAGUCUUUAGAUCUUCAAGCUGCAGAGAAACCUUUCUAUGAAGUUCUCGGCAAGAAGUACCCUCCAUCACCACCCCCAUGGACUUCAUCCUCCUCUGAAGGUGGUUUGACUUCUGUUGACCCCCAUAGAGAAAGCCUAGAUGAUUUCCCCUUCUCAACUCAAAACACUUACAGUGGUUACUUACAUGAUGCUACAAAUCUACACAAUCUUGGACCUCAAAAUGUAUCAUACACAACAUCGUUUGGAUCAUCAAGCAGUGUAAAUUAUAACGUUGACAGGGGUUUGGAUUUGGAUUCUCCUGCAAGCACUUCUGAUCAUUGUCAUGAGAAUCAGAUGGCAUGGCAGUUUAAAAAGGGCGUUGAAGAAGCAAACAAGUUCCUUCCUUUUAGCAACAAAUUGAUUGUUUCUUCUAAUGGAGACGUGUCACUGUCAUCAACAGUGUCCAGGGUAAGAAAGAAUCCUUUUGGGGAAGAUGCAACAGAUUUAGAACAACAAGAAAGGACUAUCAAGCAGGCAGCCAUUUUUCCUGAUUCCACUUUAAGAUCCAAAGAGCUUGACUUGAUUUUUCUGUCAAGUAUGGGAGAAGGUAAGGUUGCUUUAGAUUCAUUUCGUGACACUUUACGUGUAGAAAAAUGUAAAGACACAUUACAAGAUUGUGAAGAUACAAGUUUAAAUCAAGGGAAAGGGAAAAAAGGCAAAAGCAAAAGUCGUCGGAGGAAACAAAACAUGAAAAAAGAAGUGAUAGAUUUGAGAACCCUUUUGAUUACUUGUGCACAAGCUGUUGCAUCUGAUGACAGAAGAAAAGCAAAUGAUCUUCUGAAACAAAUCAGACAACACGCUUCUCCUUUUGGUGAUGGAACUCAAAGGUUAGCUCACUGUUUUGCAGAUGGUCUUGAAGCACGUUUGGCUGGAAAUGGUAGUCAAAUCCAUAAAGCAUUAGUCAGCAAGAAAACAUGUGCUGCUGAUUAUAUAAAAGCUUACCAUUUGUACAUGGCAUCUUCCCCUUUCAGAAAGAUUUCAAAUUUUGCUUCCAAUAGAACAAUCAUGGAUAAAUCAGCGAAUGCAUCAAGAGUACACAUCAUUGAUUUUGGUAUUCUUUAUGGGUUUCAAUGGCCUACUUUUAUUCAACGGAUUUCAGAAAGAGAAGGUGGGCCACCUAGGGUUAAGAUAACUGGUAUCGAGUUUCCACAACCUGGGUUUCGUCCAGCUCAGCGAAUCGAAGAGACAGGUCAGCGGUUGAAAGCGUAUGCCAAGUCAUUCAAUGUGGAAUUUGAGUAUUUUCCCAUUGCUAAGAGAUGGGAAAAUGUUACAGUUGAAGAUUUGAUGCUUGAUGAAGGUGAGUUUUUGGUAGUGAACUGUAUGUAUCGAGCUAAAAACUUGCUUGAUGAAACAGUGGUUGUGGAUAGUGCAAGAAAUGUUGUUUUGAAUCUGAUAAAGAAGAUAAACCCGGAUAUUUUCAUCCAUGGAAUCCUAAACGGGUCCUACAACGCCCCGUUUUUCUUGACCCGUUUUCGUGAAGCUCUUUUUCAUUUUUCAGCUUUAUUUGAUAUGCUUGAGACGAAUGUGCCACGUGAGAACCCUGAAAGGGCGUUGCUUGAAAGAGAGAUUUUUGGGAGAGAAGCUUUGAAUGUGAUUGCAUGUGAAGGAUGGGAUAGGAGUGAGAGACCUGAGACUUAUAAGCAGUGGCAUGGGUGGAAAGGAAGAAUUGUUUAUGCUAUUUCUUGUUGGAAACCUGCUUGA